Messenger RNA from Calliphora vicina (urban bluebottle blowfly), 6088 nucleotides. RefSeq lists its product as uncharacterized. The record is from RefSeq and is a predicted model, not a curated record. NCBI's taxonomy places the organism in Eukaryota, Metazoa, Arthropoda, Insecta, Diptera, Calliphoridae. The transcript has 2 exons. The coding region runs from base 104 to 6088 and encodes 1994 amino acids.
UGCACCAGGUAAUACUGGAGCUGGCACUAUUUAUGGCAGCGAGCAGCAAUUAUGCCAGCAAUAUAGUUCACAGCAACAUAGUGACUACAUAAUAUCAGACUAUAUGGAGAAGAUUGGAACGAGGAUAAGUAUGCUGGAGACAGAGUUGAAGUUUGCUUGGGGUGCUUUAGAUCUAUUAACAACGGAAUAUAGUAAGAUUUGGUCACGUCUGGAGAAAUUGGAGAAUAUUAUGGUGGAACAGCAGUCAGUGGUAAACAAUCUAAUGGGUCUGAUAAAUAUUAAGGGGCGAGAGCAACAGCAGCUGGAAAUUGACAAUGAAAAUGAAUUGCUUGUAAAUGAUAUUUUUCUGUCGGUCAAUCUGCAGCCGCAGUGUCAAGUGGAAACGGCGCUUAAUGAGGGCAUAGACUUGUGCAUAAAGGGAAAAUUUGAAAAUUUGUAUGAUGAGUUAAAUAAGCAUGAUACCACCAGCAAAAGGAUAGAAAGUGAGCUGGAUACUUUAGGUGAGUUGUUCAAUGAGCAGCAACAUCAGCAGCAAUGCUCGGUAGAAGAUUUGCAGUACGCUUCGUUGGAAAAGUCCAAAAGCCCCAGUUUAGUGUACGGUUUGGAUGAGGGUCAGCAUAAUAGUAGACGUUAUGGUUCCAGAGGAUCUAUGAAUGCAACAUUGUCUCCACCUCUUCAGACACUUUCUAGUACGACGGACUCAGCCGCACAACAAAAAAUAUUGUCCAAUUUUGAGGGCCUCUAUUGCGAUCAACAGCAGGAUAAUCAGUUGUUCUUAGAUCAGCUUGCAACGAAUAAUCGUGGCAAGAGUACUUCACGUCUACCAACAACUUACAACAUUUUAAGUGGUGAAAACGUUGGUGUUUACGGAGCUCUGCAGUCUGCAUCUACAACUAGUGAAUUAGAUUCGUUAACGGGACAUACUAAUUUUUUUCGGGAAACAGCCUCUAAAACUGGGCCAGACGUGAUACACAUACAGCCCGACGACACGGGAGGAGGGAGAGCAAGAAAAUCGGAAAUGAAUGAGGAUUUCUAUAAACAACUCAACGAAAUGUAUCGUGAAAAUAAUCUGGCUGCCGAAUUUAAUCACAACCUCGAUAAAUUACUGCAUCAAACAGAACAACAAAACGAGCAAAUUAUGAUGGGUAUGUCCAAUCCAUCAACGCGCACCAAUUCUGCUCUUGAUAUGAUACACGAAGACAUCGAGGAGGAGCAGAACUAUGAAAAGCAACACAAACCUGUUAAAAAUCUGGAUGAGUCCAAACUUGAAAUUUUUGUAAGCAGUACAAUUGACAACCAAUCAGCCAAACUACAAACUACAGAUGCAUCAGCAUCAGCAUCGCCUGCUACGAAUUCAUCUUCUUCAGUGUUACUAAAACAUAACAAAGAAUCCAAGAAGCAUAAAAAGAAAAAACAUCACCACAAAGAUGAAAUGGAAAUGAUCAAUAAUUUGAAAAGUGCUUUAGCCCAAAAACAUCCUAAUACCGAGUUGACACACUUGACAUCCCAUAGCCAAAGUCAUUCAGUGAAAAGUAGUAACGAGACACAAUGUUCUACCACCACUUCUUCUUCAUCUGACGAACAUUUCUAUGACGGCCUGGAUAAGUUAGAUAGUAUAACAAAAAUACUACUUUUAGAAAUAAAUAAAAUUGUCGAUUUUCCUACACCUGCCAGGGAAGAAAUCAAUGAAUUAAGGCAGCUGGUUAAAAUGGAGAAACUUUUUUUAGAGAAAUUAAAUCAGGUUAAUCAAAAUCUGAUUUUAUUACUCUUAAAUCCCGUGACAAUGGCCGAAGAACUUAGAAGCAUUGAGAGUAAGGAAUGGUUUAAAAUGGUUAUGCGUAAGCUGGAGAAAAAUAUUGAUACUCUUAAAAAGCUGGUGGGAAAUUCAUUUGAUAACUACAAGACGCAAAUGGAAGCAGCCAGUUCUCUGUGUCGUCUGACGGCAGCUCCCCUGGAGCCGUUAAGUAGUAAUAAAACUGCAAUUGCGAUACAUGAUACAGGUAACACUGCACAACCAGAAGUCACCGACUACAGUGUCCAGCUGAUACGCCAUAACUCGAAUCUGGACGAACAGCUCAAGCUGUUGGAUAGCCAGGAAAAGGAAAUGCACAAAAAGAAGAAAAUUCAGCAAGAGCAGCAAAAUUGUACAAAUUAUAUGCGUUUAAGUAACUAUGUGGAUGUGGAUGCUUCCUAUGAAAACCUGUUGAUGCAACAAAUUAUUGAUCCUAAUUCAAACAUGUUUCCCAGCUCGUCAUUAAGUGACACUUCCAUAACAUCUUUGUCCUCGAAAAAUAUUUAUAGCAAUGAUGCCUACAUUAAAUCACUAAAACGUAGCCUGGAACGUCACAAUAGCAUGUUGUUUUUGUUGCAUUUACAAAAUCCUGAUUACAAAGACAAAAUGCCCGAAUUAGCUGGGCUAGUAGAAGAUGAUCUGAUAUUGAGCGACAGCGGUAAUCAUAGUCCGCCACCACCAGCGCCCGAUAUUGAUAUGGCGACUCUGCAUAAUAUGGACCACGCCUCCAACGAUGUUAUGUUAUUUUUGGCCAAUAAAGAUAACAUCAGCCCUAUGAACCAUUUUCUGUUAUUGGAAUCAUCGAAGAAGGUCGGUCACGACUCAGCCUUGCCAUGUUCGCCCAAGCAACCGAAAUCGGAUUCAGGACUUUCCUCCAUGAGUGGUUUGUCCACGUGGGAUAAGUCCCCUAAUUCGCCGGUCUCCUUUAAUAACACCGAUAAUAAUCCUUUUCUAACAAAAUACCAAGAUAUUAACAUGGAAAUGUUACAACUUUUAACCAUGAAAUCCCAAAGACUGCCCUCGAAUGUUGAACUAAGCCAAUUUGGCAUAGAAGAAGAACAGCAACAAAAAGAUUAUGUAUUUUCCGAAGAAAACCUUAACUAUAUUCGAGAACUCUCCAAGAACAUGCCCAUAUGUUCGGCCUUUGAGAAUAAAUCCAUGUUCUCAAUAUUUCAAAACAAUAUCCUUGAGCAGCAAAAUUCCACACACACAGUAGAUGAAAUGUUGGCAUGGGACCAACAACAGCAACAAAUAGAAAAACGUCGUAUGCCGGACUUAUUAAAAACUCAAGUCAGUGCUUCAGCAUUAGCGCAAACUUGUGAAGACUAUCAGCACACGAGUAAAACCUCCAACAGAAGCAAUACACAGCUGACAGAUCGUUUAGUAUACUAUCCAACAUCAAGUAGUCUAAUAGAUUACAACAGCAGCCGAAGAUUAGAUCAUCCACAUACAAACAACAAGCAUGCGAAAUUUCAUGAAGAUGUCCGUGAACCUUCAUCUGUUCUAGUAGCCUCGGUGGCAUCAGAGGAUUCUUCCUCUGAGACAUAUGCUACUCGUAGAGAUCAUGGUAAACAUCAGCCCAAAGUUUGGCAAAGACUCGGGAAUCUAUUGAAUGAUAACUUCAAGUUAAAACGUCCAACCCGCUAUAAUCGCUCUCAAUCAUUACCGACUGGUGAUAUGGCAACACAUCGAUCCAAAGUUCAUAUGCGUGGCCAGGCCGGUUCGUAUCCGUCUGUUGUCACAACUACAAGAAAAAACACAAGUGCCAUACCUUACCAGCAGGAUUCAGGUCCUGAUAGUCGCCCGAAGUCCGUACAGUAUUUAAGCACGAGUAGCUCUAUGGGAGGGAAACAUAGAAAAAAGGCUUCUUUUAGCACAACCAUGAACAAUUUCAUGCAAAAGGCCAAGACAUACAGGCGGUACAGCUGUGGCUUGCGUCACGGAUCUAGCCUGUCGGAUCCUGAAGCCGAUUUAGCAAGUUUUACAUCAUCGGAUAAUGAUGAGUCGAUAGCCAGCGAUUAUGGAGGAGUUGCACUCAACAACGACUUCGAAAUGCAUGAUAAAGACAGAUUCAUGCUGCCCAGUGAAAUGCAACGGCUGGAUUUACAGUUCCUGCAUGAAUCUCACAAACCGGCUGAGCCGAAAAAAACAGAGCCGCACAGAAUCGAUGAAAAAAUACAUCAAAAUUUUCACGAAGAAUUUACGAAUAUCAACAAAAGUUUCAAUGAUCAAACAGACCUCGAAAUUGAUGAUGAUUUGGGAGAUGAAUGCAAUAACAGACCAAUGAGUAGUAUUUUUCCGAUAGUUGGCGACAGAGCUACGCAAAAGGCCAAAUUAUCAAAUGCCUCACCAUCUGAUGAUGUUCAAACGUCCCCAAGUAUUCAGAAUUUGCAAGAACUGGCGAAUGAAACAAGACUUAAUGAAGAUAAUGCGGUUGAGACUGUAACGGGUACCAGAAGCAAUCAGCGCCAGCUUAAAAAGAUCGACUCACUUUGCCUUAAUGAUAAUGAACGACCACAACUGUUUCCCACUAUUUCUCCUAAUAUUCUAUUAAUUACCACAACUAACAUAACGACGACUUCCACAACUGACCCAGCAUCAUUAGUUAAAAAUUCAUUUGCAAAUAGUCGGGUUGUUGCCACAUCCACUCAACAAUCUUUAGAAAUUCCCAGUUUAACGGCCAGUUCUAAAGAAGAUGAAGAUAAUAGAAGCCAAUACUCCUAUCGGACACUGUCAUCGUCAAGACGUCAAAGUACCGAGGAUAGCAUAGACACAGAUGAUGAAUAUUUCUGUUAUGAGCUAAGACAACUGGACGAAUUGGAAAAGCAGCAGAAACAGGAGCAACAACAGCUAGAAGACCAACAACAGCGACAGGAGGAAGCUGAGGAAAAUCAGCAACUUUUUAACCAAAUCGACCAGUUGACAGCACACAACCAUAGAGAAGAUGACAUAGACGAAUAUGAGCCGGAUGAGAAAAUUCGUGCUCAGAUGUCCGAAGUUUUGCAAGAGCUAAAGCACAAGGUUAAACUUCAACCGGAAAUGACACAAACUUACCGUAGAACUUCCAAAUCUCGUAUUAUAACUGAUAGAUAUACCAAAGUGAGCGAUAUGCAUAAAGCUUGGCAGGAUAUAAAUGGAGAUGAAACCGCGCAAGAUAUAUACACUACAACCGAGUUGGAAAUAGAAAUAAAAAAUAAGGGCCAACCUGGUACAUUGGACGACAAUGAGAUCGAACAUUUAGAACAAGAGAAACGACAACAACAUCGUAUACAAAAUCAAGAGCUAGAAAAGCCGCCACCACAAAAACGUUACAAAAAGAGACGCAACAUGCGUCGUUCGAAUAUAGCCAUAGAUAACAGCUCUAACGAUUUAGAUAACGCAGAAGCUCAGACACACUCAACAAGUUCAUCGUUGUCAUCUGAAGACGAAGCCAAACGGCAACAUUUCAAAGAUACGAAGGCUCUCAAACCAACACAAAUCCGUCGAAAUAGCCACGAACGUCCCAAACCAUUGAUAUCAACAACAUUAACCACAAAGCAACAAGUUAUAUAUCCACCAGAUAGCUCUUCCACAGAUAAAGAAGAAAUAAAAUUAAUUGAAAUGGAACAAAUGGAUACAGAGGGCGAAAACGGAAAACCAAAUGACUGUAGUAUGUCUUCAGGAGCCACCUCAGGUCCCGACAGUCCCACUGAGUUAAGUGGUCUGGACAAUGACAUGCGAAUUGAUGAUAACGAAGAUGAUAAGAUUUUUUUUAAGACUGUACCCAACUACCAACUUUUUAAGAAAAACCAACAAUUAAUGACCAACAAAUGCAGCAGCACUAAUGGUCCACUCAAAUCUAAGGACGACACACCAACACCCACCACAACACCACCAGCCACUGAGAGCAAUGCCAAUCAGAUAUUUUACAAUCAAGACGAAGCAUAUGACGGUCAUGACACAGAUAUUGAUGAUCACGACAAUAACAUUUACUCAACUAUGGAAACUACCAAUAAAACACAAGCUCAAUCAGACCUAACCGAGUCAGCAGAAUUGUAUGAACAACAACAGCAUUUUGACAAUCGCUCUAGCAUACCAACAACUCCCACUGAACAAACCACUCCCGAAACAAAAUCGUUCCCAAAGCUAAUAAGUCAAGAUUCUAGUAUAGACAUUUCGCAAACAAAUGGUUCGAUACUUGGCAGUAGUAAGUGGAAACUGUUGAAAACACUCAAAGAACGUAAGCUGGAAGAGCGCAAUAACCAAGAAAAAAUCAAAGAAGAUGAACUUAAUAAACAACGUGAAAAGGGACCGUAA